Messenger RNA from Condylura cristata (star-nosed mole), 2115 nucleotides. It is a transcript of the gene LPP, whose product is annotated as LIM domain containing preferred translocation partner in lipoma. Bases 160 to 2007 code for a protein of 615 amino acids. The transcript has 12 exons. Gene Ontology annotation, cellular component: stress fiber; focal adhesion. NCBI's taxonomy places the organism in Eukaryota, Metazoa, Chordata, Mammalia, Eulipotyphla, Talpidae. Gene Ontology annotation, biological process: cell-cell adhesion. The record is from RefSeq and is a predicted model, not a curated record.
AGGGAAGGCAUUUUUCCUCAACGGGGACUGCUGGAGCUCCAUUGAGGUCUGAGUUGAAUCCUGCUCAUACUUGGGAGGGGAGUGGUGAUCAGACACUGUGGUUUGCUGAACCUUGUGACGACUGACUAUUCUACAGGCUAACUGUCUAAGAUUCCAACAAUGUCUCACCCAUCUUGGCUGCCACCCAAAAGCACUGGUGAACCCCUUGGCCAUGUACCUGCACGGAUGGAGACCACCCAUUCCUUUGGGACCCCUAGCAUUUCAGUGUCUACACAACAACCACCCAAGAAGUUUGCACCAGUAGUUGCUCCAAAACCUAAGUACAACCCAUACAAACAGCCUGGAGGUGAAGGUGAUUUUCUGCCACCCCCACCUCCACCUCUAGAUGAACCCUGUGUUAUUCCACCAGGCUCUGGAAACUUCCCUCCUCCACCACCCCUUGAUGAAGGUGUUUUCAGGACACCUUCAGGACAGGGAAAUCCUGGAGGCAAGACCCUUGAGGAGAGACGCUCCAGCCUGGAUGCAGAAAUUGACUCAUUGACUAGCAUCUUGGCUGAUCUUGAAUGCAGCUCCCCUUAUAAGCCUCGCCCUCCACAGGGCUCUACUAGUUCAACAGCUUCUCCUCCAGUAUCCACUCCUGUCACAGGACACAAACGAAUGGUCAUACCAAAUCAACCUCCUCUAACAGCUACCAAAAAAUCUACAUUGAAGCCACAGCCUGCACCCCAGGCUGGACCCAUCCCUGUGACUCCAAUUGGAACACUAAAACCUCAGCCUCAGCCAGUUCCAGCCUCCUACACUACAGCAUCCACUCCUUCAAGACCUACUUUUAAUGUGCAAGUGAAGUCAGCCCAGCCCAGCUCUCAUUACAUGGCUGCCCCUUCAUCAGGGCAGUUUUAUGGCCCAGGGCCCCAGGGCUAUAACACUCAACCAUAUUCUAUGUCUGGACAGUGUCCGCCUCCUUCAGCACGAGGUGGCAUGGAUUACACAUAUAUUCCACAACCAGGAAUUCAACCUGAGCCUGGGUAUGGUUAUGCCCCCAACCAAGGACGAUAUUAUGAACCUUACUGCCCAACAGGGCCCAGCUAUGGGGGCAAGAGUGAUCCUGACCCAGCCUAUAUUCAGCCAAAUCACCCAAAUACCUGGAAGCGGGAACAAGGAUACACUCCUUCUGGAAUAGGGAACCAGAAUCCUGCCGGCAUGUAUCCAGUUGGUGGUCCCAAGAAGACUUAUAUUACAGAUCCUGUUCCAACUCCCUGUGCACCGCCACCACAGUCAAAGGGUGGACAAACAGGAUCAAUGGGGCCUCCAGCUGUCACCCCCUCUUUCCGCCCUGAAGAUGAACUUGAACAUCUGACCAAAAAGAUGUUGUAUGACAUGGAAAAUCCACCUACUGAUGAAUAUUUUGGCCGCUGUGCUCGCUGUGGGGAAAAUGUAGUUGGGGAAGGCACAGGAUGUACUGCCAUGGAUCAGGUCUUCCACGUGGAAUGUUUUACCUGCAUCAUCUGUAGCAACAAGCUCCGAGGGCAGCCCUUCUAUGCUGUGGAGAAGAAAGCCUACUGCGAGCCCUGCUACAUCAAUACCCUGGAGCAAUGCAGCGUGUGCACCAAGCCCAUCAUGGAGCGAAUUCUCCGAGCUACCGGGAAGGCCUAUCAUCCUCACUGCUUUACUUGUGUGAUGUGCCACCGUAGCCUGGAUGGGAUCCCAUUCACUGUGGAUGCCGGUGGCCUCAUCCACUGCAUUGAGGACUUCCACAAGAAAUUUGCCCCUCGAUGUUCUGUGUGCAAGGAUCCUAUCAUGCCAGCUCCUGGCCAGGAGGAGACUGUCCGGAUUGUGGCUCUGGAUCGCGAUUUCCACGUUCACUGCUACCGGUGUGAGGAUUGUGGCGGUCUCCUGUCUGAGGGAGAUAACCAAGGCUGCUACCCGUUGGAUGGACACAUCCUCUGCAAGACCUGCAACUCAACCCGCAUCAGGGUGCUGACCGCCAAGGCUUGCACUGACCUUUAAAUCCAGUCAUCUGUUUAGCUAGCUAGUUGGUGGUGCUGAAGAACAUAAAAGAUAAGAAAAGAAAUAGGAAAAUAGAGGCAAGGCAGUGCAAUCAUAAACAUAGGAUGU